This is a messenger RNA of Glycine soja, 997 nucleotides long. RefSeq names its product ADP-ribosylation factor-like. Gene Ontology annotation, biological process: vesicle-mediated transport; intracellular protein transport. The record is from RefSeq and is a predicted model, not a curated record. NCBI's taxonomy places the organism in Eukaryota, Viridiplantae, Streptophyta, Magnoliopsida, Fabales, Fabaceae. Gene Ontology annotation, cellular component: cytoplasm. Bases 206 to 751 code for a protein of 181 amino acids. Gene Ontology annotation, molecular function: GTPase activity; GTP binding. The transcript has 7 exons.
GCGUAAAGUGGUAAACCGAAAUUAUAAGGAGAGGGAAUAAACGACGUUAUGACGGGUAAACACGAAUUUUGGAUCUUAGUCCGCGUUCUAUAAAUCCGGCAAGGCCUGCCUGUGAGACCAUCUCAAUUUCUUUUCUCUUUGUCGCAAAGAGAAGAGAUCUGCCUCCUUUUUAUCAAAUCUAUCUCUUCUUCAAGAAUAGUUGAAAAUGGGGCUGUCUUUCACCAAGUUGUUCAGCCGACUGUUUGCCAAGAAAGAGAUGCGUAUACUGAUGGUGGGUCUCGAUGCUGCGGGUAAGACCACCAUUCUGUACAAGCUCAAGCUUGGAGAGAUUGUCACCACCAUUCCCACCAUUGGGUUUAAUGUGGAAACUGUGGAAUAUAAGAACAUCAGCUUCACUGUCUGGGAUGUUGGAGGUCAGGACAAGAUCCGUCCUUUGUGGAGACAUUACUUCCAAAAUACACAAGGACUUAUUUUUGUGGUUGAUAGCAAUGACAGGGACCGAGUUGUUGAAGCUAGAGAUGAGUUGCAUAGAAUGUUGAAUGAGGAUGAGUUGAGAGAUGCUGUGCUUCUAGUUUUUGCCAACAAGCAAGAUCUUCCAAAUGCUAUGAAUGCUGCUGAGAUAACUGAUAAGCUUGGUCUUCAUUCCCUCCGGCAGCGUCACUGGUAUAUCCAGAGCACAUGUGCCACAUCUGGUGAAGGGCUCUAUGAAGGACUUGACUGGCUCUCAAACAACAUUGCAAACAAGGCAUAGAGAUUUGUUAGUUAAAUGCAAGGAAGUUGAGCUUACUUCGGCCAUUAUGAUCUCCAGUUUCUAAUUUUCUUGCCCUACUUAGAUUUUCAUUACUUGAGCAUGUAUUUUUCUUGAAAAAGAACAACGGUUUGCUACUGAAGAAUAAUUUGAAUUUUUUUCCAUGUAUAACCAAAUAGCAUUGUUUACUAUUUGAUUUGUGAAGUCAAUUGAAUUAUAUGAAACCUCGUAUUAUGUCUAUGAUUCUUA